AGAUUCCAGAACUAAAACAUAUUCAUGAGCAGGUAGUAUGCUUUGUUAUGAAAUGGAGUAUGUUUACCUGAAAUCACUUUUAUUUUCAUCCAUCGAUGCAAGUUAUCAAUGUUUGUUUUUAAACAAACUCAUGAUUUGAAACACUUAUAUCGCUCACCGUUGAAUAAAAAGCAAACAUUAUAAAUAAAUUAAACAAUUUCUAUUUUAAUUGUGCCUAGUCAUAUUAAUAUAAUAUUAUAAUAAUGGCAUUGUAUUUUGAUAAUCGAAUUCAAAAUCUAGUAUCUUCUUCAAUCAAUAAUUAUGCUAUUUGGCACCCGAAUUUUCCAUUAUUGGCUAUUGCUGGUUAUUCACAAAAUAAAGGUAUUUAUGUUACUAUCUACGAUGAUCACGGUCAAUUAAUUCACGAUUUAAAAUCUCAUGAAGUUUCAAUUUUUCAAAUUUCGUCACUUAGUUGGCACCCAAAACUGAAAUUAUUAAUAAUUGGUAAAGAUAAUGGUAGCAUUCAAAUUUGGACUGAGGAUUUUGAACAGAAUGAGUUUACUGAAGUCGGAACACCGCACAGAGAUUCUAUUACAUUAUUAGAAUGGAGUCAGAAUGGUGGCAGAUUAGUAUCUGUGGAUGCAGCAGGAUCUAUCGUUGGAUGGAGAGUAGAUAAUAAAGGUCAACUAUUGAUUAUAUUUCAUCAUGAACUACAGAAGUCGUUUACUCAGAUUACUUUCAAACCAAUAGUAUUUACACCGAAAAAUUUAAAUAACGAAAAAAUUAUUGCCGAUGAUAAUCGAUCAUUAAAUUUAUUUAACAAUUGGAGACCAAGAACAGCAGUUCAAAUUCCUCAGUUCCAAAAAGAUAACUAUGCUUUUUUUAUUGGAUCUUUAGAUGGAUUUAUUUAUUAUAUUGAUACAAAAGGCCAUUGCAAAGAAGUAUUAAAUACAGGUGGAAUAACAUUAUGUGGUUUACUCCACCAUCAAUCAAGAGAUUCAAUAGUUGUAAUGACAGAAGGAUUUAACGUGAGUCAAUUUCAAAUUGAUUCUUUCACUGGAGAACUUACAGAAAUGAUAAAAGUCAAGUUGUCUGGUAAAAGUAAUGAUUUUAAAGUAAAAAAUACGUUAUGUUGGAUCGGAAACAAUACUCUAGCCAUUCUUACCGGGGAAUUGAGUUUAAGAUGUUGGAAUUUACAAAAUGGUAAUACGUAUGUUUUAUCUCCAACAAUGUUAACGUCUGAAAAUGUAUCUAACUUUCAAGAAGUUUAUAUUAGCUUUACAUUUUGUAAAAUUAAUCAAACUUUAGCAGCAGGAACUAAUUUAGGAACUAUUCAUUUUUGGAAACGAGAGUUUUUAACAUGUAACAAUGAAUAUGGCUGGCCUUUUACUCCAAAAUCUUGCGCUGUUGAUGGUACAGUGAAACAAUUAACGUGGGGUGGUGCUUUUUUGAGAUAUCCUGUUUUUGCAGCUAAUUGUGUUGCUAACGUAUUUAUUUUUCACGAACAACCUAUGUGCGCUGCUUACAAUGUAGAUAUUUGUGUCUGUCAAGUUUCACCAACUAAAUUAAUAAUAGAAAAAGAAAAUGAAUCUUGUAGUUUAAUUACCGACAUUCAAGUACAGAUGUUAGCUAUAAAUAAAAUUUAUAUCGCCGUUUCUUCAGGAAAACAAAUAGUAACUUAUAGUAUUCAUAAAAGUGAGGUAUUACACACAUUAAUUGAACAAUCCUUUCAGUGUGAUGUUGAAAAAAUUCUUAUUUAUGAAUCUACAUUGAUUAUAUUGACUGCUUCUCUUAUUCAACUCAGAACAAUAAAAGGAAAUGUUAUUCAAAAUUUACCAAUAUUACCUGAAGAAGGUGAGCCCAUUACAAUGGAAUUAACAGGACAAUACUUAACAGUUGCAUCGAUUAAUGGUAUAUUAAAGAUUUGGGACUUGAAUAAGCGUUUAGCAAAACUUCAUACACGAACUCUUGCAGUGUAUGAUGUUAUAAAAGAUUUUGCCGAAAUUAUUGAAGCAAAAUGUAAUUCAGAUUGUCGAUGUGUAUCAAUUACUGUUGCUACUUCAAAUUUAUUACCUAGUUCGAUUUUAUAUAUAUGGGAUAUUGAGGGUGACCAAAUUUUUGAAUUUGACUAUGCCAAAUUAAGUGAAAAUCACCAAAACUAUUCAGAAGUUAUUUCAAAAUCACAGGGAAGAUUUGUGGUAACACAUUGUUGGGAUGUAAUAGAUCCCCGAGUACUUGUCUGUCAAACUCAAACAAUUCCAACUUAUAAUAUUCAAAAUUUUUGUAAUCCUAAACGAAUGUCAAAUGUUUUCAAAAAUAUUGUAUUAGUUUCAAUGUUUAUUACUCCUGAGCAUGGUAUAACAAUCCAUGAUUAUCGUUCUUUAGAGGAAUUUUAUUGUCGUCUUAUAGAAGUUAAAUCUCCUCAUAUUAUUGUUUUUGAUUCAGAAAAGGAAGGUCAUGGAAGUAAAUUAACCAAGUUAUUUAUGAGAGAGUUUGAAGAAUUAGGUUUUUGUGAUGAAACUAUUAAAAAAGCUAUUAUGGAUUUUAGUUUUCAUAUAAGCAUGGCUAAUACAGAUGAAGCAUUCAAAUCAAUUAAAACUAUUAAAAAUGAAGCUGUGUGGAGAAGUCUUGCUAAAAUUUGUGUAAAAACAAAACAAUUAAAUAUGGCUGUUCUUUGUUUAGGCCAUAUGAAAUGUGUAAGAGGUACAAAAGCUUUUAGACAAAGUAUUAUAAAUUCAAAUUUAAAUUUGGAAACGAAAAUCGCGAAUCUUGCUGUUGAAUUAGGACUUUAUGCUGAUGCUGAACAUUUAUUUCGUGAAGCUGGAAGGUUAGAUCUUCUUGGUAAUUUUUUGGAAACUUGUAACAGACAUUCUGAAGCUAUAACUCUAGCAGUAAAUGAAAAUAAAAUAAGUGAAAAAUUGAGUUAUUAUAAUUAUGCAAAAAUAUUAGAACAACAAGGAAAUGUUGAAGAAGCAAUUAAAAUGUACACAAAAGCAAAUAGUGACAAAUUUGAAAUAUCGAAAAUUUUAUUUAAUCAGCCUAAAGAACUUCAUAGUUACCUUGCGGCUUCAAAUGACAAGGAUAUAAAAAACUGGUAUGCUCAAUAUAUUGAGUCUACAGGGGAGAUUGAAUGUGCAUUACGUCUUUACGAAAAUGAAAAAAAUACGUUAGCUGCAACUAGAAUACUUUGUUUUCUUGGUCGUGAUGAAGAAGCUUGUAAUUUGGUAAUGAAAACAAACCAUGCCGCUUCUGCAUAUCAUUUAGCGGCAUUUUAUGAAUCAGUCAAUAAUAUUACUCAAGCAGUCCAUUUUUAUACAGUAUCAAAAGCAUAUUCUAAUGCAGUUCGGAUUUGUAAGGAAAAUCGAAUGAUUGAGGAACUUUGGCCUCUAUCAGUUUUAGCUCCUAGACAGUUAAAGAUUGACAUAGCAAAAUAUUAUGAAGAUAAUGACCAACCAGAUAAGGCAAUAUUAUUAUAUCAUCAGUCGUGCAUCUUUCCAAAAGCCCUCGCUCUAGCUUUUAAUACACAACAAUACGAUAUUUUACAUUCAAUUACUUCUGAUUUAAAUUCUGACACUGAUCCAACAUUUAUUAUAAAAUGUGCAAAUUUUUUCGAAAAAAAUAAUAGAAUUGAUAAAGCCAUACAAUUAUUAGCUAAAAGUAAAAAAUUCGUAGAAGUAUUAAAUUUGAUUCAGAAAUAUAACGUUCCACUAACUGAAGAUCUAGCCGAAGAGAUAACAAUUGGCAAAGCGAAUAAUGAUAUAGAGAGUGAACGUAUACGAAUUUUAACUUUGGAAAAAGUCGGGGAAAUAGCAUUUGAGCAAGGAAAUUAUCAUUUAGCAACUAAAAAAUUUACUCAAGCUGGAAAUAAACUCAAAGCAAUGAAAGCUCUUUUAAAGUCUGGAGAUACUGAAAAAAUUUGUUUUUUUGCACAAGUUUCAAGACAGCGAGAUAUCUAUAUUAUGGCUGGAAAUUAUUUACAAUCAUUAGACUGGCAGAACCAGCCAAAUAUUCUUAAAAGUAUUAUUAAUUUUUAUUCAAAAGCUAAAACAAUGGAUUUACUGUCUAACUUUUACAUUGCAUGUGCUCAAGUUGAGAUUGAUGAAUUUCAAAACUAUGAAAAAGCAAUAGAUGCAUUCAAUCAAGCAAUUAAAUGUGUGUCGCAAGUAAUUUCACCGAAAGAUCCGAUGUUACAUAAGCAGGUUGUUGAUGCGGUCAAUAAAAAAAUAAUGAUAAUAAAACGGUUUUUGGACAUUAAAAACUGAUUUCAUAGAAAUCUACUUAUUGUAUUGGUCUUCGUGACGAAACUUUUGAAAAAUUUUGCUAUAUUUACAUAUAUCUCAUAUAUAUAUGUAAGCAACGCUAUUCUUAUUGCCGGGGCUGACGGCUGUCGAGUAUUGUGAGGCCCGAGAUCUGUGACGUAAGGUCUUACCCCCAGCCCGUGACAAGACUCGCCCCCACUCAACGAGGGUUGAGAGGACUACGAGAGAGAUUGUUAGGGGCAUUCCGACGCCACCCUUCAGGAGGACCUCACGCGAUGGGUCCUAGUACAACGUCCCCCAGUCAUUGUCAUCCCUUAAUUAUAUUGGCUUUUAUUAGAUGUCUCAUUCCGUAGUCAUUGUCGGGUUAUUACUUGUAGAUGUAUAAAUAAAUAUGAGUGGUAUACAAAAUAUAAACCUCGA
This is a messenger RNA of Cotesia glomerata, 4658 nucleotides long. It is a transcript of the gene rempA, whose product is annotated as intraflagellar transport protein 140 homolog. The record is from RefSeq and is a predicted model, not a curated record. Gene Ontology annotation, molecular function: protein binding. Lineage: Eukaryota; Metazoa; Arthropoda; Insecta; Hymenoptera; Braconidae. Gene Ontology annotation, cellular component: intraciliary transport particle A; axoneme; ciliary basal body. Gene Ontology annotation, biological process: intraciliary retrograde transport. The transcript is spliced from 4 exons. The coding region runs from base 243 to 4241 and encodes 1332 amino acids.